Penicillium bovifimosum is the source of this 1758-nucleotide messenger RNA. Its product is annotated as putative ubiquitin ligase complex F-box protein GRR1. Bases 1 to 1758 code for a protein of 585 amino acids. Lineage: Eukaryota; Fungi; Ascomycota; Eurotiomycetes; Eurotiales; Aspergillaceae. The record is from RefSeq and is a predicted model, not a curated record. Gene Ontology annotation, molecular function: protein binding. The transcript has 3 exons.
AUGCAUCGUCUACGCGAAGCCGGUCGGUGCUCAAGCGCAGCCCCUUCGGAAACCUCUGGAUCGACGUCACCAGAACGCGCUGGCGACGAUGACACGGAUUUCUUCAUGCAACAGGCCAACGACUCCCAGUCAUCACUCGGCGUGGCCAAUUUCCGCGACUCCCACCCUUCAAAUGCAAACUCCGUACAUUUGCCGCCGGUCGGCCGCCUCCCACCGGAAAUCCUGAUUGCGAUAUUCUCGAAAUUGUCAGCGCCUUCCGACAUGCUCAAUUGUAUGUUGGUGUGUCGUGGGUGGGCCGCAAAUUCUGUGGGGAUACUAUGGCAUCGGCCGACUUGCAACACUUGGAGUAAUCUGGGAAGCGUGGCCAUGUCGCUAGGAAAACCGGACAGCCUUUUCAAUUAUGCAGAUCUCAUUAAGAGACUGAACCUAUCCGCCCUUUCCGAAGAUGUCAACGAUGGCACUCUUGUCUCUUUCAACCAGUGCAAGCGACUUGAGCGACUGACUCUGACUGGCUGCAAGAACCUGACAGAUAAAAGCGUGUCGGACUUGGUGGAGGGGAACCGGCAUUUACAGGCGUUGGAUGUUUCCGAGUUGCGAAACCUUACCGAUCAUACAAUCGCCUUAGUACCCAGGGAUUGCCCCCGUUUGCAAGGACUCAACAUCACGAACUGUUCCAAAGUCACCGAUGAGGUUUUGCUUCUUGUAUCACAAAAGUGUCGCCAAAUUAAGAGGUUGAAACUCAAUGGGGUCUCCAAUAUCACAGACCGAACAAUCCAGUCAUUCGCAGAGAAUUGCCCAUCUAUCCUGGAAAUUGAUCUACAUGACUGUAGCCUUGUCACUAGCAAAUCGGUGACUCCAUUGCUUAUGACUUUGCGCCAUCUCCGUGAACUGCGGCUCGCCCAUUGUGUCGAGAUCGAUGACACUGCCUUCAUGUCGCUACCCCCUCACAUGAUAUUCGACAGUCUUCGCAUUCUCGAUUUGACCGCAUGCGAGCACGUUAGAGAUGACUCAGUAGAGCGAAUCGUGACCGUGGCUCCGCGAGUGCGCAAUUUGGUACUGGCCAAAUGCCGCUUCAUCACAGAUCGAUCUGUGAUGGCCAUUUGCCAACUAGGAAAGAACCUCCACUACGUUCAUCUCGGUCAUUGUUCCAACAUCACAGACACGGCCGUGAUUCAUUUGGUCAAGGCCUGCAACCGUAUUCGAUAUAUUGACCUGGCCUGCUGCAACCUCUUGACGGACCGUAGCGUGCAGCAGUUGGCAACCUUGCCCAAGCUGCGAAGAAUCGGGCUAGUCAAGUGUCAGGCUAUCACCGAUCAGAGCAUACUGGCACUGGCACGGCCCAGGAUGCACCAUGCUUCUGUCAGUAGCCUAGAGCGAGUUCACCUGAGCUAUUGCGUUCAGUUAAGGAUGAAGGGUAUCCAUGCUUUGUUGAACAAUUGCCCACGCCUGACACAUUUAAGUUUGACCGGCGUACAAGAGUUCCUCCGAGAUAACCUCACUGCAUUCUGCCGGGAAGCUCCCCCGGAGUUCACGCAACAGCAGCGGGAUGUUUUCUGUGUGUUCAGCGGUGAUGGUGUCAAUCGACUCCGUGAUCAUCUGAAUCAAAGUGAACCAUCAUUCCAGGGAGCCGAAGCUACGAUGUACGAUGACGACGAAGAACUCGACGAAGAUGAGGGCCAAAUGACCGGGCUGAUGAAUGCAACUGUCAUCAACGACGGAGACGACGAUUAUAUCGACGUCGGUCCUCUAAAUACUUGA